Molecule: messenger RNA, 5293 nt
Organism: Vespula vulgaris
Lineage: Eukaryota; Metazoa; Arthropoda; Insecta; Hymenoptera; Vespidae
Product: serine-rich adhesin for platelets-like
Exons: 14
Coding region: 112-5292 (1726 amino acids)
Source: RefSeq, a predicted model, not a curated record
CCAGUAAUCGUAUAAGAGCGCCGAUACGCCGCAUGCAUAAACGUGCUUUGUGUUUUGUAUAAAAUCUGCUGAGAAUUAAUUAUUUUAGUUGGACUUGUCAUUUUAAGUAUAAUGGAUACCACAAUCGACAAUUUAAAGGAGAAUAUAAAUUCCACUGAUAAUAAUGAUAAAUUGGAUAAAUUAAAAAAGUCUUAUAUGAUACUAAAACAAAAAGUUUGUAGAUCACAUGAAUUAAUUAAACUAUACAAUGACAAAUUGAAAGAAUGCGAACGCAUGAAAAUAGAUUUAGAUUUAGCAAAUAAGGAAACCAAAAAAAUGACCACUAAUUAUAAUGGAACAUUGGCGAAAGUUAUUAAAUUGGAACUUCAAAAUACGGAAUAUAAGAAAAAAAUCGAGUCGUUGUCGAAUACUAUAGUAAUGCAUGAAACUAAAAUUGCUGGAGAUCAACAACAUUUGCAACAGUUGACAUGCAAAUUAAAGGAAAUAGAAGAUAAACAUAUGGAUGAAAGACUGCAAAUAGAUAUGGAAAAAACUUUAUUACAAGAUAAAGUCAAAGAACUGGAACGUCAAUUGAAGAUAUCUAAUAAAACUAAUAAUUCAACAAAGAAAGAGAAAAUUAAUAAAAAACAAGGUAUAGACAAAGGCAUACAUUGUUGUUUGGAAAAUGUGAUACCAAGGGUAGAUGUCGCUGUAAAUACAAUAAAACAUGUAGAACUUAAUACUCAAGUUGAGAAGAAUGUAAUGACAGAUAUGACUUUUAAAGCAGAUAAAGAUAAUCUUUAUCUUUUGUUUUGUGAUAAAUGUGAAGAUUUAGUGUGUAAUCCUGCUGAGAAAAUUUGCAAAACGAUGGGUAUAAAUCCUGAAAUUAUUCCACAACUUCCUUCGUCUACAAAAUUACAAUCUACAGUUUCUGUAUCUGUAUCUUCUCCUGAAAAAGAUGAAGACUCUCAGACAAAUAAUAAAAAAAGACUCGGUGUCCAAAAUUCAUCGGAAGAUAUAAAUAUUCACGAUAACAAUUCAAAUUUAACAUCGGUUCCUUCAUCGUCUGAAUUAUCUAAAAUGAUAUCUUCCUCUUCACAAGAUCCUUGUAUAGCAAGAGAGGAAUCUUUUUCCGAUUUAACAAAAAAUUCAUCUUUUUCAAGUAAAUUUGAUGAAUUAACAGAUUUAGUCAAAACUUCAUGUAUAAUGAAAGAAAAUAAUAAUACGAGCAAUUCGUCAUCUUUUAAUAAUCUACUGCAUAAUUUUGAAAAAUUAAAAAAGAAGAUGAAAAAAUUAGAAAGAAAGGUAGAGAAACAAUCUCAAGAAAAGAAGCAAUUGGAUACAAAUUAUUUCCCGCAUGCGCCGUGCAUAAAUUAUUACUCAAACGAAAUGUUAAAUCAUAACUUCUCAUUAAAUAUGAUUUCUACAUUUUUGAAUGGAUUACAAGAUAUCGUGAACAAAAAUAUACGUAAGCGUAAUAAAGCUCAGAAGAGAAAAUAUGAACCUAAAGUCUGUAAAUUUAGUUCCAAAAAGAUAAAGCUUAAACGAGCACAACAAAAUCUAUCAAUGUGUAAUAACGUUUGGAAUGUGGAUUCAAUAAAAUCUUCCAAUGAGCGAACUACGAGAACCGACAAUUCUACAUCAAAUGAUAAUUUGGAUAAUUCAUGUAAUUCUGUAAACAAUGAUGUAACGUUAGACGAUGAUUCAAGUGAUAUAAAUGUCGACAAAGUUAAUUGCUACAAUAAUGUAAUUAAAGAACAUUUGAACGAUACCGUUUUGAUCCCUAAUAAUUCGAAGAUAGAAAAAUUACGAAUUACAAAUAAUAAACACGAGAAGAAUCCCGUAAUUGUUACGUGUCAAACUGCAAGUGAUAAUGUAUCGAAUUCUAUGGAAGAAACAAAUUCAAGUAGUUUGGAUAAUGAAGAUUGUUCUAUUCCUACAGUGACUAGUAAAAAACAAGCAAUAAAUGGUCCUCUAGUUGUAGAAGGAUUUGAUCACAAAAGUAAAGAUUCUUCUAAAAAUAAGAUUCGUAGUAGUGAUAAGGAUACUGUUAUGGUAAUGAAUGAUCUAGUCCCUAAUACUAAUAUAGCUUCCACAUCUAGUGCAAGUAUUUCUAUAAAUAAGUCUAGUGUAUCUGAUACUAAGAAGCAAAUAAGUAUUCCUUUUAUCAAGAAAUUUGAAAAUACUGAGUACACAGUAGAAGAAAUGCCACCGGUAAUCGAUAACAUCCCACCUUUUAUGGAAACUUCAACUUUUAUGAAUGAGAACAAAGGAAAUGAUAGCACUAUUAAUACAACUGCUAAUACAUCUUCUAUUAGCAGUGUUAUUGUUACUGUUAGUGAUACUUCUACUAGUUCUACUACUUCUAACAAUAAAAGUCCUAUUACUGCAAAUAUUAAAAGCCGUAAACGUAAAUUGCAGAUAUCUGAAAAAGAAUUAAAUCAAUCUAAUUUAAUUAAAGACUUGUCAACCGUAGAGAAAAAUAAUAAAGAUAUUUGUAAUAUUGGAAAUGAUGGAACGUGCAUCAUUGAAAAUACAAAAAAUAAUACUCCUGAAAAAGUAAUGAAUAACAAGUCCGAUGUUCGGAUAACAGAUAAUCCAUGUCUUAUACCACAAAAAAAGCAAUGUACAGUACAUCUAAUGAAAAGAAACAAUCAGGAAGUAUCGACAUUACAUAAUGAAAAUUUAGAUGCAAGUCAAGAAACGAAUGACAAAUCUGUUAAAAAGACAUUAGCAAAUAUAUCGGAUAGUACAUCGACGGAUGAAGAAAAAAUUGAUUCUAUAGAAAACCAAAGUAAUAACAUAAAUGUUGAAACAAAGCAUAGCUUUGCAAAAAGAAAAAGUCCGGGAUCCAAUUACGUAUUUGCUUCAAAUAAAACUCGUGUUGGAUUAAUGGGUCGUUUAAAACAUUUACGAUCUCAGUCUCUAGUUAAAGUCAGUAACGUAGAGUUGUUCAAUUCGAAUGAACCAGAAACUGUAAAUAAUAAAAGUACUAACCAGAGUAAAUGUGUAUCCAUAUCCGCGUCUAAUAAAAAUAAUGGAAUGGAAAAAAGUUUAAUGGAAAAUCUUGGCGAAUUAAAAAAAACAUAUAAAAACUGGACGACUAAGGAUUUGUUGGAUGAUUCUUUUAACAGUAAUGAGCAAGCAAAGUCAGCAGAUGAAUUAACGGCAAAUAUUGCGCCUGCUGCUAGUUUGGAUUUUAAAUUGACUGAUGUAAAUAAGAAUACAGAAGAUAAAUGUUUUACCAAUAUUAUAACAUCAUUACAAGACUCAAACUCGAUGCAAGACAAGGAUGUAUCCACUGAUUCUAAUAGUGAUACAACAACCGAGAAAAAAAGUAUCGAAUCAGACGAGGAUAUUUGUUCAGAAUUAUGUCCUAAAACUAUCACCGAUGAAGAAGAUCAAAUUAUAAAAGAUGUAACCUUACAUUCUUCUCUAUUUACAUUAAUUAGUCCUCUAAAGGAUGAUAGCAUCCCUGUUGUUAUAUCUAAAAAGUACUCAAAGAAAAAAAUUAACAAACCAAUUCAAGAUGUAGCAAUAGGUCCACAUAGAAUAUAUCCUAUGCAGGAACUCGAUAUCUUAAUGCAUUCUGAACAUACGCUUACAUCAAAAGCAGAACAAACAAACAUUUUUAAUAAUACUAAUAAAGCAACAAAAAUUAAAACUGAUAAAAGAAUGAUUAGCAAAGGAGAAUCCAAAUUACAAUCUAAAUUCGUUGAUAAAAAUAUACAACAGGUUAAUAGAGUGUCUCAGAAAAAAGAAAAACUCUUAAAUAGUCUCGCAUGUGAAGAAAGUAUUGAGGAACAUUGUAGCGUGUCUAUAAAUGUUCAAAAACAAAGCACAUCAGAAAUGACAAUGAAUGAAGCAAAAAAAGAUACAUCGAUCAAUAGUUAUGAAAAUGGAAAGAUACAUUCAGAAAUAUUUAUAGAUCCAACAAACACGACAAUAUCUAAUGACGACGUAGACAUUCAAACACAUAAUGUGAUAGUCAAUGAUUUAGAAGCUGUUUCCGCCAAUAACGGAGUGGAUGUUAAAAAUAUUAAUAACGAUUUGGUUAAUCCCAUUACAUUAUUAGAAAAUCAUUUGAAAACAAACCAACAUACCAGAGGGUUGAGGAACUCCAAAAAAGCACUGAAGAUAAUAGAACCACUAUGUAUACAAACAGAUAAUUUUGUUAAUAAGCAAUUAUGCAGAAUCAUAAAUGAUACUGAUUGGUCUAUGUCUGUACAUAGAGAUGUUGUUGAUAAAUUGUCUUCUAUAUGCAGCGUUCGUAUUGUUGCCAAAUGCAUAGUGGACUUUAUGCUUGAAAGAAAAGAGAAUAAUUUGGAUAAAAGUUAUACACCACCAGCACCCUUGAUGACAAUAACUCAACAAAAAAUUGUAACAUUAUUAGUUGACCUCGAAAUAAAAUUGCCUACAGUGAUAAAAUGGGUUCAAGCUGGAAUCGAAUAUAAAAUUUUCAGAUUAAAUAACGCUCCUAUGUUACAUCAGAUACAAAAUCUUAUAAGACUAUACAUCGUUCUAACACGGAUACAAAAGGAUCGAGAAAAAGCUAGAAUGCUAUGUUGCGAUGCUUUAUAUUGUCUAGGAUUACAUGCAAUUCCGGUUAUUUAUACAGUAUUGACAUGUUGGCCAGAAAUAUUUCCACAGUUUACAGAAAAUAUUGAUAUUUUACCAAAGUAUAUGGCACAUUUUAUUAUGUCUCUACAGGCUAAUAACUUUCCUCAGUUAUAUGCUUUGAAAAAUUUAUUAUCAACUUAUUAUAAAUAUAAACCAGGAAGUUCUUUAACUAAAAAUUUAGUAGAAGAAUCAUUAAAAUCUUUAGAAGUGAGAAGUAAUUCCAAUGCGGGUACUGAUAAUUUGAAAACAGCUAUUAUAUUGCUUGCGAAAAAGGAAGGUAUAUCGUGGAGCUAUACUAAUAUUAUACAAAGCCGUUUGUUGCCAAAUAUAAUUAAUAAAAAAUAUCUGUCAAUGUACGAGCCAUUUUGUUUACUUGGCUAUCUUAUGCGUACGUUUCCAGUAGAAGAUAAUGAUGGAAUUGUCAAAAAUGUCAUCGAACAACUCUCAGAUUUAAUUGACUCAGGAAAAGGCUCCCACGAUCAACAGGAAGGCAUAGUAUCGGCAUUGUUAAGUUUAUCUAGACACGACGUUGAAAAAGUAAUCAGUUCUGUGAUGAAAUGGAUCCCAAGUAAAUCUUUAAGAAUAACUACUAUUGAUCAAUAUUAUGCGUUCUUCAGACAACGAACGAAAAUUCAUUGGAAAAAUUAUCUAAAAAAAUUGAACAAAGUAUAUGUUAAAGAUAUCAGACUUUAAA